Meriones unguiculatus (Mongolian gerbil) is the source of this 2234-nucleotide messenger RNA. Its product is annotated as intraflagellar transport protein 70A1. The transcript has a single exon. Gene Ontology annotation, biological process: intraciliary transport. Gene Ontology annotation, cellular component: intraciliary transport particle B; axonemal microtubule. NCBI's taxonomy places the organism in Eukaryota, Metazoa, Chordata, Mammalia, Rodentia, Muridae. The coding region runs from base 237 to 2231 and encodes 664 amino acids. Gene Ontology annotation, molecular function: intraciliary transport particle B binding; protein binding. The record is from RefSeq and is a predicted model, not a curated record.
GAUAAACCAGACGUUUACAUAUCCGGACUGCUUGAAGCAAUUUUCUAUCCCCUUUCCGACUUCAGUCUCUACCCAGUUUGUACUCUUAUAACACAUAACAAAAAAAUUCAGUGAUUAUGUCAAUAUUUCCUCUUCAGGCCUAACGGAUUCUCUACCUCACAGCGACCCCAAGAUGACGUUCCGUUUCCGGUUACCUAGUUGCCUUGGAAACUAGCACGCGCUACAAUUUGUCCGCUAUGGCGUGGCAAAGCAGCUCUAAAAUCCCCGACGGUGAGUUCACGGCGGUGGUGUACAGGCUCAUCCGCGACUCCCGCUACUCUGAGGCGGCGCAGCUGCUGGGCGCAGAGCUGCAGAGGAGCCCCCGGAGCCGCGCCGGGCUGUCGCUGCUGGCCUACUGCUACUACCGCCUGCAGGAGUUCGAGCUCGCUGCGGAGUGCUAUGAGCAGCUGAGCCAGAUGCACCCCGAGCUCGAGCAGUACCGCCUGUACCAGGCCCAGGCGCUGUACAAGGCCUGCCUGUAUCCAGAGGCCACCAGGGUCUCCUUCCUCCUGGACAACCCGACCUUUCAGACUCGCGUCCUUCGCUUACAGGCGGCUAUCAAGUACAGCGAGGGGGACCUGCCAGGAGCCAGGAGCCUGGUGGAGCAGCUGCUGAACGGCGAAGGUAUAGAAGACAGUGGAGGGGAGAAUGACCCAGAUAGUCUGGUCAACCUGGGUUGUCUGCUCUACAAGGAGGGACACUAUGAAGAUGCCUGUGCCAAGUUCUUAGCGGCCCUACAGGCUUCUGGCUACCAGCCUGACCUUUCCUACAACUUGGCUUUGGCCUAUUACAGCAGUCGGCAGUAUGCUCCUGCUCUGAAAUAUAUCGCUGACAUUAUUGAGAGAGGCAUCCGUCAACACCCAGAGCUAGGUGUGGGCAUGACCACCGAAGGCAUUGAUAUUCGCAGUGUUGGCAACACUGUGGUCCUCCACCAGACUGCUCUGGUCGAAGCCUUCAACCUCAAGGCAGCCAUAGAGUACCAGCUCAGAAACUUCGAGGUAGCCCAAGAAACCCUCACUGACAUGCCACCCAGGGCAGAGGAAGAGUUGGACCCCGUGACCCUGCACAACCAGGCCCUGAUGAACAUGGAUGCCAGGCCUACAGAGGGGUUUGAAAAGCUCCAGUUUCUGCUCCAGCAGAACCCCUUCCCCCCAGAGACCUUUGGCAACCUGCUGCUGCUGUACUGCAAAUAUGAGUAUUUUGACCUGGCCGCUGAUGUCCUAGCAGAAAAUGCCCACUUGACCUACAAGUUCCUCACACCCUACCUCUAUGACUUCUUGGAUGCCAUGAUCACUUGCCAGACAGCUCCUGAAGAGGCUUUCGUUAAACUUGAUGGGCUAGCUGGCAUGCUGACUGAGCAGCUCCGGAGACUCACUAAACAAGUUCAAGAAGCAAGGCAUAACAGAGAUGAUGACACUAUUAAAAAGGCUGUGAAUGAAUAUGAUGAAAUUCUUGAUAGGUAUAUCCCUGUCCUGAUGGCCCAGGCGAAAAUCUACUGGAAUCUUGAAAAUUAUUCAAUGGUGGAGAAGAUCUUCCGCAAAUCUGUGGAAUUCUGCAAUGACCACGAUGUGUGGAAGCUGAAUGUGGCCCAUGUUCUCUUCAUGCAGGAAAACAAAUACAAAGAGGCCAUUGGCUUCUAUGAGCCCAUUGUCAAGAAGAAUUACGAUAACAUCCUGAGUGUCAGCGCCAUUGUGCUAGCCAACCUCUGUGUUUCCUAUAUUAUGACAAGUCAGAAUGAGGAGGCCGAGGAGCUGAUGAGGAAGAUUGAAAAGGAGGAAGAACAGCUGUCCUAUGAUGACCCAGACAAGAAAAUCUACCACCUUUGCAUUGUGAAUUUGGUGAUAGGAACCCUUUACUGUGCCAAAGGCAACUAUGACUUUGGCAUCUCUCGGGUCAUCAAAAGCCUGGAGCCUUACCAUAAAAAGCUAGGAACUGAUACAUGGUAUUAUGCCAAAAGAUGCUUCCUGUCCUUACUAGAAAACAUGUCAAAGCACAUGAUAGUGCUUUGUGACAGUGUUAUUCAAGAAUGUGUCCAGUUCCUAGAGCACUGUGAAAUUUUUGGCAGGAGCAUCCCUGCUGUUCUAGAGCAGCCCUUGGAGGAGGAGAGACUGCACACUGGGAAGAACACGGUCACAUAUGAGUCGAGGCAGCUGAAAGCUUUGAUUUAUGAGAUCAUAGGGUGGAAUGUGUAGUAA